AUGUCCUUUCGUGCAGAUGCAACAGACCAACAUCCGGGUGGGGAUUACGUCGACAAGUGGCCGUUCAUCUUCGACRACCUCCACAAGCAUGGUUACGUCACUUCCUGGUCAGAGGACCAUGCAAAAUACGCGGCCUUUCAAUAUCGUCUGAAAGGGUUCGUCAAAAAACCUGUAGAUCAUUUUCUAAGAAACUUUUGGGUAGCAGCUUCCGAGCAUACUGAUGGAAUGGAAACUUAUUGUCUUGGCCCUGAACUUGGCUUCAAGAAGCGCUUUCGAUACAUAAAGAGUCUUUUCAAGGCGUACCCCAAGAAAAGAAAGUUUGCUCUGUCGUUCUUCKCACUUGGUCACGAUGAUGUGAACUCACUUGGCUUACCCGAUGAGGACCUCUCUACAYUCCUUCGUGACAUGAAGGAAAGCGGUUACCUUGACAACACGAUGYUGGUCGUCAUGGGCGACCAUGGAAUUCGGUAUGGAGCAAUACGCAAGACUAUUUUGGGUAAAUUAGAAGAGCGAUUGCCUUUGUUGUAUAUGGCUGUUCCUAAAUGGGUUAAAGAAAAAUACCCGGARUUUAUUCGGAAUUUAAACAUCAAUACGAAUCGGCUAACGACACCGUACGAUCUUCACGCAACGCUGCAGCAGAUACUUUCCAAAACRCACAAGAAAACGUAUACGUUUGGUCAGAGUUUAUUUUCAGAGAUUUCUAAAUCUCGCACGUGUAAGGAAGCGGGGAAUCCGGCGCAUUUCUGUCCGUGUAUUGAUUUUCGACCUGUUGAUCCUCGUCAUAAACACUUAAAACAAUUUGGUGAGGAGACGGUUCGAUGUAUUAAUCAGUUAAUUAAAGAUGAAAAUCUCACCGAGGUAUGCUCSCUUUUGACUCUUGAACGAGUCGAGAACUCUGUUUAUCUUGCACCAAACGAGAAAGUGCAAAAGUUUGAAAAAUCUGCCGACGUCGAUGGUCGAGUUGUUGCUGAGGGGUCAAGAUCAAAAGGAAUGUGUAAUUAUCAAGCUCAAGUAAUGACGUCACCCAACGAUGGUAUCUAUGAGGUCACAGGUCACGUGAGUGGCAUGAUACCUCACGUGAACCCACAGAUGAGUCGGCUUGACAAAUAUGGUGAUCAGCCCAAGUGCAUUAUGGACUCUCGACCUCACAUGAGAAAAUUUUGCUACUGUAAAACGAAAUCGUCAUAGGUGUGGAACACAAUCUCGUACCCAGAGCCCUUAUUUCUUAUUGCGCAUGCUCAACGAAAUAAUUGGGCUCUGGAAAACUCCAAACCGGAAGACCCAGAUUCUGGGUUUCUCGCACAUGCGCAUUAUGACAGACUAGGUAAAU
This is a messenger RNA of Actinia tenebrosa (Australian red waratah sea anemone), 1330 nucleotides long. RefSeq lists its product as uncharacterized. Lineage: Eukaryota; Metazoa; Cnidaria; Anthozoa; Actiniaria; Actiniidae. The record is from RefSeq and is a predicted model, not a curated record.